Molecule: messenger RNA, 873 nt
Organism: Diplodia corticola
Lineage: Eukaryota; Fungi; Ascomycota; Dothideomycetes; Botryosphaeriales; Botryosphaeriaceae
Product: emopamil-binding protein
Exons: 3
Coding region: 1-873 (290 amino acids)
Biological process (GO): sterol metabolic process
Cellular component (GO): membrane; endoplasmic reticulum
Molecular function (GO): cholestenol delta-isomerase activity
Source: RefSeq, a predicted model, not a curated record
AUGGCGACCUCGACGCUGCAGAUCGACCUCACCACCGUCCUGUCGCUGCUGGGCACGCUCGCCGUGCUGGCGACGGCCUACGCCCUGUCGCUGCGCCUGCUGCCGCGCAGCAGCGGCCCCAAAGCCCGCGUCCUCUUCGUCUGGCACCUCUUCGACGCGCUGAUCCACUUCGUCUUCGAGGGCUCCUUCCUCUGGAACUGCUUCUGCGUGCAUUGGAUCCCCCCGCCGCCGCCUGCCGCCGCCGCCGCCCCCUCGCCCUUGUCGCCGUACUCGAUCGCCGCCGCCGCCGCUCACGCCGCCGCUUCGAACGCCCACACCACCACCCCGCCGCCGAGCAGCCCGACGCCACAAGACUUCCUCAUACUCACCCCGCCCGACGUCUUCUUCCUGCAGCGCAACGACACGCUCUUCGGCGCCGCGUACGGCACGGGCCCGUUCAGCCGGCUGUGGCAGGAGUACGCCAAGGCGGACCGCCGGUGGGGCGGCGCGGACCUGACGGUCGUGAGCAUCGAGCUGCUGACGGUCUUUUUGGCGGGCCCGCUGGCGCUGUGGUGCGCGGAGCAGGUGCGGCGCGGCGAGUGGUAUGCGGGACGGCAGGGGAUGGAGGGCCGCAAGUGGUUCUGGAUGGUGGUGCUGGCGACGGGGGAGCUGUAUGGGGGUUUCAUGACUUUUGCACCCGAAUGGCUCUCCGGCUCCCCUAACCUGGACACUUCAAACUUCAUGUUCAAGUGGGUCUACCUGUUCUUCUUCAAUACGUUGUGGGUCUGGCUCCCGCUGUGGAUCAUGUAUGAAGCCUACAAGGGUAUUACCAGUUCCCUGUCGCAGAAGGAGGUCGUCAACGUCAUCAGCUAUCUCGAAAAGAAGGCAGACUGA